AUGUCUGAUUCUCGUGCCAGCGAUUCUCACAACCGGAGGUUGGCGAAAGAACGGGUGCUAUUAAUGAACAAUCAAAUCAACUAUAUUGUAACUGAUCUCCCUGAUGAUUUAAUGGACCCAAUUGAAAUAGUUAUUUCUGGACCUGGAGAUAGUCCCUUUGCUGGUGGAAGUUUUGGCCUCAAGUUAUCGUUACCUGACGAUUACCCCUUCAAACCACCUAGGGCUCAUUUUACCACAUCAAUGUGGCACCCUAACAUAUCAACAUUAGGCUCAAUUUGCGUUGAUAUUCUGGAACCCAUGUAUUGGUCUUGUGGAACUACCCUCCUUAUGGUGGUUGAGGCCCUGCGGGCACUUUUGACAAUGCCCAAUCCCCACUCACCACUGAAUGUUGAUGCAGCAUCAAUGAUGCUCUCUGAUCCUGACAUGUACGAAAUUACAGUAAGGUCAUGGACCCAUGUUCAUGGUUAUGGACCAGAUACCAUUCCACAAGAGUAUAAAGAUAAGAUAGCUUCAGUCCAAGAGAUACGUCGCUGCACAAGAGAAAGCGCUCUGCGAAAGCUAUCCAAAUCAAUGUGGGUAGUUGAAGCAUCAAGGCAUUUAUGA
Molecule: messenger RNA, 603 nt
Organism: Frankliniella occidentalis (western flower thrips)
Lineage: Eukaryota; Metazoa; Arthropoda; Insecta; Thysanoptera; Thripidae
Exons: 4
Coding region: 1-603 (200 amino acids)
Source: RefSeq, a predicted model, not a curated record